This is a messenger RNA of Chiroxiphia lanceolata (lance-tailed manakin), 5426 nucleotides long. It is a transcript of the gene DIPK1B, whose product is annotated as divergent protein kinase domain 1B. NCBI's taxonomy places the organism in Eukaryota, Metazoa, Chordata, Aves, Passeriformes, Pipridae. Bases 166 to 1461 code for a protein of 431 amino acids. The transcript is spliced from 5 exons. Gene Ontology annotation, molecular function: calcium ion binding. The record is from RefSeq and is a predicted model, not a curated record.
CGGGCCGGGCCGGGCGCUGCGGCGGAGCGAGCGGGCGGCGCGGCUGGGCCCCCCCAUCCCCGGCCCCCCCCGGGCCCCUCCGGCCCCGGCGGCGAGGCGGGGGCCGCGGCCGCGCCGGCCAUGCCCCCCGGAGCCUGAGGCCCGCGGCCGCGGGGCGCCCGCAGCAUGCGGAGGAUCCGGCGGCUGGUGCAUCUGGUGCUGUUCUGCCCCUUCUCCAAGGGCCUGCAGGGUCGCCUCCCGGGCAUCAAGGUGAAGUACCUGCUGGUGGUGUGGCUGGGCAUCUUCGUGGGCAGCUGGGUGGCCUACAUGCACUACUCGUCCUACUCCGAGCUCUGCCGCGGCCACGUCUGCCAGAUGAUAAUCUGUGACCAGUACAAGAAAGGAAUCAUUUCUGGCUCCACGUGCAAGGACCUGUGUGAGGAGCGUGGCCUCCUCUUCCAGCACUGCCUCUCCUCCUCUCCCACCCAGCAGGUUUACAGCGGGCUCUGGAGGGACAGGGAGGUGAUCAUCAAAUGUGGCAUUGGAGAAGCCCUGAGGGCAGACAGCCGCCCGGACUCUGUGCCCAGGAGGGACGUGGUGCUCUUCGACAAACCCACACGGGGGACGUCCAUGGAUGAGUUCAAAGAAAUGCUCCUCAACUUCCUCAAGUCCAAGCUGGGAGAUCAGCCAUCCCUCCCAGCCCUGGUGAGCCGGAUCAUCGCCAUGGCCGACGUGAACCGUGACGGGAAAGUGUCUCUGGCCGAGGCCAAAUCCAUCUGGGCGCUGCUGCAGCUCAAUGAGUUUCUUCUCAUGUUCUCCCUGCACGAGAAGGAGCACACUGCCAAGCUGCUGGGGCACUGUGGGGACCUCUACGUCACCGAGAAGAUCCCCCACACCUCCCUCUACGGGCUGGAUGUCCCCCCCUUCCUCCAGUCGCUGCUGCCUCCCGUCGCCCACCAGCUCCUCCACCAGUGGUUCGCGCCGGCGUGGCCCCGGCGCGCCAAGAUCGCCAUCGGCCUCCUGGAGUUCGUGGAGGAGAUUUUCCACGGCACCUACGGGAGCUUCUACAUCUGCGAGACGGGCUUCAGGAACGUGGGCUACAACGACAAGUUCGACUUCAAGAUGGUCGACCUGAGGAAGGUGGCGACGGAGGCGACAAUCAGGGGGUUCCUCAAGGGGCGUCACUGUGAGCAGAACGUGGACUGCACCUACGGGCGGGACUGCACGGCGGCCUGCGACAAGCUGCUGAAGCAGUGCAAGGGCGACAUGGUGCAGCCCAACCUGGCCAAGGUGUGCGGGUUGCUGCAGGACUACUUGCUGUACGGGGCGCCGCUGGAGCUGAAGGAUGAGCUGCAGAAGCAGCUCCGAACUUGCACGACCCUCAGCGGCCUGGCCAGCCAGAUGGAGGUGCACCACUCCCUCGUGCUCAACAACCUCAAGACCUUGCUCUGGAAGAAGAUUUCCAACACCAAAUAUUCCUAACGGGGGAAGCACGGCCCCGGAGUUUAGGAUCUGCCACCUCGGAGUCAAGUCCAAGGGCUGAAGGCCUGUUUCUCCAUCUUCCCCACAGGUAAAAUACACCCUGCACAGGGAGUUCAGCAGAGCUGCAGCCCCUUCUCCAUGGAAAACCAAGCUUCAUGACUUCCACCGCCCAGCAGGAUCAUGGAUCAGUCAGCAGGAGUGUCUGCAGAGCUGGGACACCAGGCUGGACAGGCUUGGGGGAGGAAGAUGACAUGGAAAGGGAUAAGGAAGCAGAGCCCAGCUGGAUGCAUCUAAGUGUUUCUUGAUUAACAGGAAAGCAGAGCAGAGUGAUGGGAAUGAAUCAUUCAUGCUGUACUUGUCACAUCUUCUUUUGAUGAACGUCUCUGAUGUAAAUAAACAGCUUUUACGUGAAUCACACCAGUACAUCAAUAGUGAAACAGCAGCCUGUUAAGUACCAGCUUGUUUGUGGUCUAAAAAGGAGGAAAAGGUAGAUUUCCUGAUUCAAAAGUCUCUCCUUAAGUGUCUGAGUCAUCUGCCAUCAGAUCCAGCUGUAACAUAGGAAGCAGAUAAGCAGUCUGUUCCACAGUGGAGAAUCCUGGCAAUUCUUUGGUUCCAUUUUUAAGUGCCUGACCUUGACAGUGAUGCCAUGGCUUGUGUGAGGCUCCCACUCGGCUGCUCCCACCCCAAGUCCAAAAUUGGCAGCACAGGCCAUUCCCUCACAUGUUGGCUUUGGAAGCUCUAAGGCCAAGGAGAGCUUAAAGGCAAAGGGCUAAACAUGAACAGUUCUGACCCGUUAACGUGCUCCGUGUGUCCCUUCCCACCACACUCAGAGCAGGGAUAAACCAACCUCUCGGUUUAAUUCUCCUAAAACUAAGCUGGGCUUGCCCUGCAGAGGUUGAAGGUUAAUACCAGAAUAAUCCAGUGCUUCUCUUGUUAUUAAAGUGAAUUUCCAGGCAAGCUUUCAGCAGGUCUCAAGACAUUUGUUUGGCUGUGUAUGUACUACCAGGGCUCUAACUAUAGUCGUUUCCUUUAAAUGCCCAAUUAUAGCAAUCUUAAAACUGUGGGUAGGGAGGAAGAGCUUUUAUAAACUCCCCCAAGGCUGCUCUGUUCCCAGCACAGCCGUAUUCCUGCUGCUGGGCCGCACAGUUGUUCUCCUGCCAACAAUUCCUCAGUGGAGCGUGCAGCUGAUGUACAAUCCCAAUUAAAACCACACCUGACAGUAUCACCUGGGAAUGUGAUCAGCAGAGCUGUGGCUACACAUUUAGGAGCCCUCUGAGGAGAGAGACCAGGAUUUCCUUGUGUUAGUUCUUUCGGAUCCUCAUCACCUCGCACUGCUGCUUAUGGAAUCAGCAGGGCCCUGUAUCCAGCACAGAGCUCACUCCCUGCUGAGUGGCCUCUGCAGUGCAAUUUAUCCCUGGAUAGGCUGAGCACUCCCAAAGUUUCUGUGCUUGGAGGGUGACAAGUCCUCAGCCCCUCGAGUUGCCCUGGCUCAGGUACAGAUGCUGCCAAGGUGAGCAGGGCCCCCUGGAAGGUGUGGGUUCACCUGCACAGGAGGGAGCACGUGGGCAGGGCUGGAAUUCACUGGAAUUCAGUAAUGAAGCUCCACACAGCCACUGCAGCUCAUCCAUUGUCCUGCAUCCCCAUGGCAACCAGCUCCACUGGCAAAUUAAUUUGCUUCUGCUAUUAGCAAAGGAAUCCAACAUCCCCCCCAUGGCAAGUGCCCUCCUCAGGUCAUCAGAGAAGCCAUUUCUCACCUUCCCCUCUCUUAUUUACUGGUAAAUUUUGUCCAGAUAUUCCCACUGAAUCCCUGCUGCUCCUUUCCCUCAAAGCAGUGUUAAAGCAGCAGGCAAGCACCUGGAAAACAAAAGGGGUUUUCCCCUCAAUAUCAGAAUUUUUAAGUAAUUAUGGUGAAAAUCCAGGAGAAGCAGCUCCUGUACCUGACAAGAUUUAUUGAAAUAAACACUUCUGACAACAACUUGUCCCAUCACCAUCAUUGAUCCACAUAUCCCACAGCACUGGACAUUCCCAGGGAUCACUGAUGACUUGAAAACCCCAAAAGCAUAGUUUUGCUCAUCCCUAAAAAGCACAAAGUCUUUCUUUGCAGUGCUCAUGGUUUACAAGCUACACAGGAAUAUAGGAGAGAAUGAGUAAAGGCAAAGGUAUUUUACAGUCAAACCUCCUCCAGAUUUCCCACAGAGGCUGGAAUAAAAAGCCAGAACACAAACACUGAUAAUCUGAUCUCACUGGAUGCUGCUGCUUCUGCAGCAGAGAUUUGUGCCCAAGGAGAUGGAGGUAAGAAAUACCUUUAAUUGCAGGAAGUACAAAACCAUCCCAGCUCCCAGAUCUACAAACAGAAGUCUUAAAUCCUAGAAUGGUUAAAAAAAUAGUGUUACUUGGGGUGCUACAACUACACAAGCACCAUUCAGACUUAUGGUAGGUGGCAUCUUUAUUUAGUUUUUUUUUUUUAAAUCCUUCUUAGCCAUGUAGAGAAAACACAGAUGAUCAUCAGCUUUUGAGGAAUCCACGAAUCUUCACAUACAGACACUGCCAAUCACUUCUUUUGCUGUUGCCACUUCUGUUAGGAAUUCUGAAACUCAGGCCAUGACCUGCAAAUAAAGAGAGGGCCCAGGAUGUCAGACAAAUUCUAAUACAGCCAGGAAAAGGGAGAAAUAAUGUGAAUACUAAGGAGCUACUUAACUCCUGUUAUCCAGACUCUGCUGCCCUCCGUCAUCUUGGAAUUGUCUAAAGAUUUUUUACAUCCCAGAUGUGAAAUAAAAAAGCUUCAUAAUAUGAACCCAAAUGUUAGGGCAGUCAUUAGAAGGGCUCAGUUAUAAGGGUUCACAAGGUUAUUUUCAGAAAAGGAUUUCCUUCAGCCCAGAACCACAGGAACACCUCAAAUCCCAUUGCCUGGAUUCCCUGCCUGGACAUCUGUGUGGCUCAGGACCCACAGCAGAGACAGAAGCAGAUGGCACCAAUUUAGGAGAAAUUCUUCACCAUUCCAUCAGAAAGCUUUUGGAAAAAUAUCUGUCUGGGCACACAGGGCACUUGGGCAAGUUUAGGAAAGGGCUAAUUGAAGAGCAGGAUAGCUGGAGCCUGCUCUGGGUUAUUCCUUCACUCCCUAAAAAUCCAAGCUGAGUUUGCCAACCUCAGGGCAGAGCCAAACUAUUAUUAGUGCAGGGAAGGAAAAGCUGGGCUUCUUCCAGUGUUCAAAGCCAUGAUAGAAUCCAGUCUUAGAUGAUGAAGGGCUAAGUUAUGUGCUGAGACAUUUUUAAUUUCUCUCAAAACCAUCUUAAUACAAAACAUUUCUCUUUUUCCACAGUGGAGAGCCAGGUAUUCUCUCAGUAAAGCCAAAUUCUUGGCCCAGGAGUGCUGCUGAGGCUGAGGGAGGCAGUUCACAGCAAAUGCUACCAGGAAAAUGUUCAUAGUUAUCCUGUGGCUCACACAGGGAAGUUCUGGAGACACUCAUUAGCACUCACGGCCCAUCCAGGACCCCUGAUGUGAGUAAAGCCCGAUGAAAAACCCCAAACAUGUAUUUUAGGGUUGAAAGAAGCCAGGAAAUUUAAAUAGAAGAGUCACAUCCCAAGGCAUAACCAUCUCCCCCCAACCUGAUUAACAUUCUUUUCCAAAGCCACUGCUGGAGGCAUUGACUUUUCCCAAUUAAAGGGCUCACUUUGCAGGCAGCACAACCUGCAGGCUCUGCAGCACCUCUGGCCCUCCUUAAUGCCCAUUUAAUGAGGUUUCCCACCGUUUAGCUCUGCCAGAGUCUGUCAGAGCUGCAAAGCCUCAGUUCCACAAUCUCUGUGUGGUCAGAACUCCUCUCCCCACUCAUUCCCAGAACAGGUUCAUGUGCCCCAUGUCACCCAAGGAAGGACAGUGACACAAAGAACUAUCUUCAUACAGGGACACCUGUGCUCCCUCCUUGGAGAUCCCUUUGCCAUUGUGCCGGAAAAUAAACACAACAACAA